CCGUACCUAUAUUAAAUGACUUCGCUGCUUCUUCCAUUACUUCUCGGCUAGUUUGACAAGGGAACUCGAACCUCUCCGCUCCACUCCACUCCCCUCCCCUCAUCAUACCCUGAGCUCCUCCGUCUCCGAGCUCUUUCUUCCUCCGUUCCUCCCGUCUCCGUGUCUUUUCCCCGGUAGAAGAUGUCGGGUCCGGCUCCGAAAGUGGAGGAUGUGCAGAAGAGCUCCGACUCUUUCGCCGUCGACCUCAGCUCUUCACGGCCGCAGGCGAGCUUCUUCGUGGCCCAGUCGAUGCUCAGAGCCCUGGCGGCGGCCUCAACCCUUGUGGCGCUCUCCGUUAUGGUGACGAGCAAGCAGACGGUUGUGAUCUUUGGGAUGAGAUUCGAAGCUCAUUACAACUACUCGUCUGCCUUCAGGUUCCUGUUGGGUGUGGAUGCAGUGGUGUGUGGCUUCUCUCUCAUGUCGCUGGUGUUUCUCUGCUGUCUGAGGCGGCCGGGAUCUAACUUCAGGCAUUACUUCUUCCUGUUUCUGCACGAUUUGGUGAUAAUGGUGCUGAUGAUAUCGGGAUGCUCAGCUGCGAGUGCGGUCGGGUACGUGGGUCGAUACGGGGAAGAGAAGAUGGGGUGGCUUGCAGUCUGCAAUCGCGUGGCUAAGUUCUGCAACCGAACCUUAGUUUCUGUUGUUCUGUCAUACCUCGCCUUCUUCUGCUACUUUGCCCUCUCCAUCACUUCUGCCCGCAAACUGGCUCUUCUCUCGGCCCAUUGAAGCCGAAACUGCGCAAAGCAAAAUCGAAAAGGAAUUAGUAAUUUGACAUGAAAAGGGAUCGAAAUACUUGUGUAGUAGUAGAAGUUAGGUAGGUUCAGAAGAGGAGACUGGCUGACCAUUUUCAUACUGUUGAUGCAUCUGCCCUUCUCAUGUUGUAUGUAGUUGAGAUGAUAUUAUGGUCUUGGACUAUAUUAUAUCAACUGCACUUCUGAUGCUGCGAUCGCAGACAACCAUUGUAACUAUUUUCGUUUCUACCGUGCAAUCAAGACAAAGGAUUCUGUAACUGCGUCUGUAUGCUGUAAUAGAAUGAAAUCUUCAUACGGGAUAUGCAGCCAUAUGGCAGUUCCAUUCCAUUC
Punica granatum (pomegranate) is the source of this 1118-nucleotide messenger RNA. Lineage: Eukaryota; Viridiplantae; Streptophyta; Magnoliopsida; Myrtales; Lythraceae. The record is from RefSeq and is a predicted model, not a curated record.